ACUUCCUCUUCUCAAAUCCUUCUCUUCCUCUUCACCAGAACAUUUAGAGUCAUCCCAAGUCAUUCAAAACAGUUUUGCAACUGCAUCCCUCAUGGCCUCCAACCAUAACUCUUCCUCUCUCAAUGACAUUAAGGUCACUCUCCCUAACCCCCGCGACCCCAUCACAUCGGUGCAACUCGAGGGCCCGGAGCCGGAGUUUGACUACUCCAAGCGGUCGCAGUGGCUGCGGGCCGCAGUCCUUGGGGCGAAUGACGGGCUCGUGUCGACCGCAUCACUCAUGAUGGGCGUUGGCUCAGUAAAGCAGGACCUCAAGGCCAUGAUCCUGACCGGCUUCGCGGGCCUAGUGGCCGGGGCGUGUAGCAUGGCCAUAGGGGAGUUCGUGUCCGUGUACUCCCAACUGGACAUAGAGUUGGCCCAGAUGAAAAGGGACAAGGAAGGGGCCGCCGACGGACAAAUGGACAAAGGAGGAGACGGUGACAACGGAGAGGAAGAGUGCUUGCCCAAUCCAUUGCAAGCUGCUUCAGCCUCAGCUCUCUCCUUCUCCGUGGGGGCCAUGGUGCCGCUACUGGCAGCCUCCUUCAUAAGAAGCUAUAGGGCGAGGCUUGGGGCUGUGAUCGCGGCAGUCACCGUCGCGCUCGUGGCCUUCGGGUGGAUCGGGGCGGUCCUGGGGAAGGCGCCAGUCUUGAGGUCGUCGCUUAGGGUGUUGAUCGGGGGCUGGUUGGCCAUGGCAAUAACCUUCGGGCUGACCAAACUGAUUGGUGCAAAUGCUCUCUGAAGAACAGACGCUCUUUUCGUAUGUGCAUCGAUACGUGGGAGUUUCUUUCCUCAUAUUAAGAGUUAUGUCCUGUUAAUUACUUUUGCUUAGCCUUGUUCUGUUGUGAUCAGUGGCUCCGUAUGUAAUGGACAAAGUAAAUGCAAGGUCAAAAGUAAGUCCGCGCUUAUUUAAUUAGCA
This is a messenger RNA of Eucalyptus grandis, 952 nucleotides long. Its product is annotated as vacuolar iron transporter homolog 1. Gene Ontology annotation, biological process: intracellular manganese ion homeostasis. Gene Ontology annotation, cellular component: membrane. Gene Ontology annotation, molecular function: manganese ion transmembrane transporter activity; iron ion transmembrane transporter activity. The transcript has a single exon. The record is from RefSeq and is a predicted model, not a curated record. Lineage: Eukaryota; Viridiplantae; Streptophyta; Magnoliopsida; Myrtales; Myrtaceae. The coding region runs from base 92 to 775 and encodes 227 amino acids.